Molecule: messenger RNA, 1622 nt
Organism: Ailuropoda melanoleuca (giant panda)
Lineage: Eukaryota; Metazoa; Chordata; Mammalia; Carnivora; Ursidae
Gene: RAB26
Product: RAB26, member RAS oncogene family
Exons: 8
Coding region: 175-780 (201 amino acids)
Molecular function (GO): GTP binding; GTPase activity
Source: RefSeq, a predicted model, not a curated record
CCCUGGGCGGGCAGCCCGCCGGAGCGGCACCCUGCAGCUGGCACGGCUGACAACGCGCAUCGCAUACACACACAGCUGUCAGGCCCGGAUUUCAGAUACUCAACAGCUGGCAAGGCCUGCCCCCUCACGCCCCAGCUGGCAGGGCCGGACAAGGGGUCCUGAACCCGGCAGGUCAUGCUGGUGGGGGACUCGGGCGUGGGGAAGACCUGCCUGCUGGUGCGCUUCAAGGAUGGGGCAUUCUUGGCAGGGACCUUCAUCUCCACUGUGGGCAUCGACUUCCGGAACAAAGUUCUGGAUGUGGAUGGCAUGAAGGUGAAGCUGCAGAUCUGGGACACAGCUGGCCAGGAGCGAUUCCGCAGUGUCACCCACGCCUACUACCGUGAUGCCCACGCACUGCUGCUGCUCUAUGAUGUCACCAACAAGGCCUCCUUUGACAGUAUCCAGGCCUGGCUGACCGAGAUCCAGGAGUAUGCCCAGCACAAUGUGGUGCUUAUGCUGCUGGGGAACAAGGUGGACUCUGCCCAGGAGCGUGUGGUGAAGAGGGAGGAUGGGGAGAAGCUGGCCAAGGUGAGCCAGGGUAGGGUGGGGGACCAGGGGUGUCCCUGGGGCUGCCGGGCUUGGGCUGUCCCCACCAGGCUGCCACCUGGCUGGCAGCAGCUGUUUGCAGGAGUAUGGACUGCCCUUCAUGGAGACCAGUGCCAAGACGGGCCUCAACGUGGACUUGGCCUUCACAGCCAUCGCAAAGGAGUUGAAGCAGCGCUCCAUGAAGGCCCCCAGUGAACCCCGCUUCCGGCUGCAUGACUACGUCAAGAGGGAGGGCCGAGGCGCCUCCUGCUGCACACCCUGAACCUGGGAGGGCCCUGCAAGGCUGCAGAGAGGCUCGAAAGGGUCCCCCCGGGGUUUAGUCAGCCGCAGUCAAUCCCAGGGUGUCUGCUCCUGAGACUCCCAGACGGAGCCUUGCCUUUCUCAGAGCCCCAGGCCCAAGAAGCUUCAAAGAGCCAGUGGGACUGCACCCCCCUUCACCUGCUGCUGCCUGAGGGCCUUGACGGAAAAGCAAGGGUCUUCAGCACAGAAGGGGGCACAUCACCACGUACAGCCCAGGCAGGGUACCUGCUCCAGCUUCACAGCGCUCUGCUGCCCCCUCCUGGACAUGCCCAGCUCCGAGGCUAGGCCACGGUGCCAGCACCUGUACAGUGCCUAAUCCCUUAGAGAAAGCCAUGUCUUCAGCUGCACAUGCUGGCCAAGCAGGGAAAGGAAGGACUCCUGCCUGUGCCUGGGACCGAGCGCUUCACCGCAAACCAUACCAUGCAUUUGUGCCCCAAGGACCAGAGCCACCUGCUCCCUGCUCACACAAGGAGACUCUGGUUCCACCAUCAACAGGGUCUUCCGUUCAUGCUCCCUUGUAGAAUGCCAAGGUUGUGGCUUUGUAAUAGACAAACAGCAUGUGCGAAAUCACAGAAAUGUCAAGAAAACUAGACCUGCCAGCCCCGCGGAGGCCUGUGCUUAGGGAGGUCAAGCCAGGGGGCUGGUAGUGCACUCCAAGUUGUACUCAAAUCUUGAAGUUCGUCUUUAGAUUAAGAGCCUUCGUUUUCACUCCUGGUGAAUAAACUUGUGUUUUCUGG